Cryptomeria japonica (Japanese cedar) is the source of this 840-nucleotide messenger RNA. RefSeq names its product BURP domain-containing protein 16-like. The coding region runs from base 1 to 840 and encodes 279 amino acids. Lineage: Eukaryota; Viridiplantae; Streptophyta; Pinopsida; Cupressales; Cupressaceae. The record is from RefSeq and is a predicted model, not a curated record. The transcript has a single exon.
AUGGAUCCGACUUAUGCCGGUCAGUUCUGCAAGUCUGCCGGUUUGUUAUGCCGUGAAGAUGUGCCUCAUAUUCUUAGACGAGGUUCAGCUCAUGGAAAAUCAGAAGGCACUCUUGAGGAAGAGAAGGAGCACGUGUUCUUCGACAAAGAAGAGCUGCGGGAGUCAGGGCAAAUAAUCUUGCCGGAUCUGAACUUUCCUCAAUAUUUGAAGUCAUUUUUGCCCAAGGAGUUAGUAGAGAUGAUGCCACCAUUCUCUUCUACAAAUGUUUCUCAAAUUCUGAACUUGUUGGACAUCCCAACCGAGUCGAAUAUGUCCCGCAGCAUGGUGGACACAUUGAGGAUUUGUGAAGGAAGGGAGGACGAAGGAGAAGUGAAGAGUUGCAGCACCUCCAUUGAGGGCAUCGUGGAAUUCGUGGUGUCUCUUUUGGGAUCUGAUGUGGAGCUGCUUAGUGACCCAUCUGUUGUAGGAUCUGGUCAGCGGGUCACGGUUACCAUGGCGGCCAAGAGGGAGAAUAUUGUGGGCGGUAAACCGCCCGUAACCUGUCAUAGUUUUGUGUUUCCAUAUGGAAUGACUUAUUGCCAUUCUUUCAAUGGAAGUGAGGUGUUUGAUCUCCAGUUGGAGGUUGUGCAGGACCAUGAAAAAAUAGUAAGGAACGCUACGGCAAUUUGUCAUUAUUUCUCUGAUGGAGUACGUGGAAAUCGGGCUUCAUGUCACCUCGUUUACGGUGACAUGUUGGUCUGGCUGCCCAAGCCUAAGCAACCGCUGGCUAUUCAGCCAACUAAAAAGAAGACCAUAAAGAAGAGUUUUCAAGAAAAAGUUUUAAGUAUCUUUUUGAUCUGA